AUGAUUUCAUAUGAAUUAAUGAAAAUGAAUAUAGGAAAUAAAGUUUACCUAAAAAACAUUGACCAGAUAGAUGAAAAAUCACAUAUCAAGGUUCGGGUGCUUAAUAUUUGGAACUUUGUGAGAAAUAAUAAAGUUGAUUCAAUUGAAAUGAUCAUGAUGGACGAGGGGGGUACACAAUACCAUGCUCGUGUCUUCAAUCAGAAUUUCUCCAGAUUUCGUCAUCUUUUAAAGGAAGAUGAAAGUUAUAUAGUUAUAAAACCCAAUAUGGCUGCUGUUACUAAUGGUUUUAGUUAUACAGGUCAUAAACAAACCUUAACUUUGGAUUGGAAAAGCAUCCUAAAAAAGUGUGAUGAUUUCUCGGGUCCGGUCAAUGGAUUUAUGUUUGUUGAUUUUAAUUCUAUCAUAGAACAAACAUGCCCAAGGGACACAUUCUUUGUUUAUCCUGUGUUAUCUCUUGUGGUAGAUGUUAUUGGACAGAUUGUGUCAUUUAGGCCUCUUGAAACUUCAAAUCCAGUAGCAUCCAAGCAUUAUAUGAAACUCACGCUUAGCAACCUAGAUUCUGUACAUCUGAAGGUUACUAUUUUUGGAAGUCAAGCAUAUCAAAUGUCAGAAUAUCUAAAAAAUAACCCGACGGUUAAUUGUGUUGUUAUCGUGAUGCAGUUUUUGAAGCUAAACAUUUGGAAUGAUAUUGGUGAAGCUAAAAGUCAUUUUGAAGUAACGAAAUUGCUCAUAAGUUCUAACAUUUAUGAAAUAAAUGAGUUUAAAAAUAACAUAACUACACUUCAAAGCUACUCUUCUUCAUAUACAGAUGACUUUAAGGGCAAUUUUCUAUUAAAAACAGUUUGUGAGAUCACCGAACCAAUUAAGGAAAUGAAGUUUUUAUUAGUUGCUUCCAUUGUUAAUAUAAGGCAGAAUCUGCCAUGGUAUUAUGAAGCAUGCAACAAAUGUGGAAAAAAAAUAACCCCUGUUCCCAAAACCAAUCAUUUGUAUACCGACCCUGAAAAAAUUUCAGAAACUAUUGUUGUCAAGUGUACAAAUGCACAAUGCAAAAAAUCUGAAAUUCAGACAAUUAUAAAGUAUAUAAUUCCAAUCAACGUACAAGAUUGUGCUGGAACCAUUGGAUUGACUCUUUUUGAUAGGGAAGCAAAGAGACCGUUAAAUAUAAGUGCAUACGAGUUGAAAAAGAUACAUGAAGCGGCCGGAGACAGUGAUGGACUAUUUCCAAUGCAACUUAACGUUUUGAAAAACCGCAAGUUUGGUUUUGUUGUAGAUAUUAUAGAAUACAAUGUCAACAACUAUAAUAACAUCUACACAGUUCUCAGAGUUAUAGAAGAUAUGUCCAUUGUUUUUGAAUCGGAAAGUAAAAUAGAACUUAUGAGUAUUCAAUCUGUCUCCUUAAAUCAAGUUGCUUUGGAAUCAGAUGAUGUUGUACAGCCUGUUCAAAAGGAUGUGAUCUCACAAACAAAUGAAAGUUUUUCACCCUCAACAGUUGAUAAGUCAAUUGCAACAAGUUCUAGCAAAAUAUCAAAUGAUUUGAAGCGCAACCUCCAAGAAAUUUAUGAUGUUGAAUCUAGAGAUGAUUUGAGUUCAACUAAGGCUAAAAGAAAGUCAACAGGAGAGGAAACUCCACUCAUAAUUCCAAAAAUGGAGAAGUGA
Lactuca sativa (garden lettuce) is the source of this 1656-nucleotide messenger RNA. NCBI's taxonomy places the organism in Eukaryota, Viridiplantae, Streptophyta, Magnoliopsida, Asterales, Asteraceae. The record is from RefSeq and is a predicted model, not a curated record.